Penicillium cosmopolitanum is the source of this 2445-nucleotide messenger RNA. RefSeq names its product GPI-anchored transamidase subunit GAA1. Gene Ontology annotation, cellular component: membrane; GPI-anchor transamidase complex. The coding region runs from base 1 to 2445 and encodes 814 amino acids. NCBI's taxonomy places the organism in Eukaryota, Fungi, Ascomycota, Eurotiomycetes, Eurotiales, Aspergillaceae. The transcript has 10 exons. Gene Ontology annotation, molecular function: serine-type endopeptidase activity. The record is from RefSeq and is a predicted model, not a curated record. Gene Ontology annotation, biological process: attachment of GPI anchor to protein.
AUGUGGAGUGUCGUACAAUGGGGAGCUCUGAUCCCAGACGAAAUUAACCUCGGAACGAUGUAUCGACUGAAUACCUAUCCUUUGAUCCACACUGGCUUUUUCCACGCGCUUUUGAAUGCCCUGGCCCUGACGCCGCUUUUGGAGCGAUUUGAAGCGGAACAUGGCACGCUCACAUCCAUUGCCUUGUUUGUUGGUCCUCUUUCCACCUUCCCCGCCGGUAUCUACCUCCUGAUCGAGAAGGUUAUCCUGCACAGCAACACGUCUGUGGUCGGAUCAAGCAUUUGGGUUUUCUUGCUCCUCGGAUCCGAAGCCAUCCGAACCUAUAAAUCGAACCCCCACUUUAGCCUCGGCCCGUACAAGAUCCCUACGUGGACAUCGCCUUUGUUUGCGUGUGUGGUUCUUUCUAUUCUAGUCUCCAACGUGAGCUUCCUUGGCCACCUCUGCGCCAUUCUUAUCGGCUAUCUCUUCGGCCUCGGAUACUUGAAGUUCCUGGUGCCGCCCGAGAAGAUUCUGCGAUGGAUCGAGGGUAAGCUGAACCUCCUCGGCCGGCUGCCGCACUAUAUCUCUGUCGACCAAAAGACCUUCGGACGCUAUGGGGUUCUUCCCUCCUCUAACAAUGCGGCCAACGGCAACAACGGCACCCCCAUGAACUUCCUGGGCACCAACCAGCGUCUAGAUGACAAUUCGCGACGGACCUACAUCUCCGAGAAUGCGCUCCUGCCCGGCCAGGUCCACGCCUAUUUCACUGGCAGUGAACAGAACAUCUUUCGGGGCUAUAAGCAGGAGCUGCAAACUUUAUUGAACGAAGGUCGUAAGGCCGAGGACCAAGAAGCCGAGGUGGAGGUAACUCCGGCGGCCUCGAACAAAGUUCAUUCAAUUCUACAAGCCGCAGGACUGAAGGUCGCAACGCAGAAAUACGAGUACACCUCGGCUGGCAUUACCCACCAAGGCGAGAACAUUUACGGCAUCAUUCACGCACCGCGGGGUGACGCAACAGAGGCAAUUGUAUUGGUGGCAGCAUGGAAGACAGCAGAUGAUGAACUCAACCUGAAAGGCGUCACACUAGCUCUCACUCUGGCUAGAUACUUUAAACGAUGGUCCCUCUGGUCUAAGGACAUCAUCUUUUUGUUCACCCCGGAUAGCAAAACAGGAACUCAAGCCUGGAUCGACGCCUACCAUGACCUUCACCCAGAGUCUGUUCAACCUCUGCCAUUGAAGAGUGGAGCUUUGCAAGGUGCCGUGGUCAUCGAGUACCCCUUUGAACACCACUUCCAGAAGCUUCACAUCGUCUAUGAUGGCGUCAACGGCCAAUUGCCUAACUUGGACCUGUUCAACACGGCUGUUGCCAUUGCAGGCGGCCAGAUGGGUAUUGGUGCUAACCUCCAGGAGAUGUGGGAGCACAAUGAUAGCUAUGAAGCACGUCUUCAAACGAUGAUGCGUGGAAUGACGAAGCAAGGCCUCGGAUAUGCAACGGGAGCCCAUAGCAGCUUCAUGCCCUAUCACAUCGACGCCAUCACUUUGCAGCCUAAGGGUGAAGGAUGGGAAGACGAAAUGGCGUUGGGUCGGACCAUCGAGAGCAUGUGCCGCAGCUUGAACAACCUGUUGGAGCACUUGCAUCAGAGCUUCUUCUUUUAUCUGCUCAUGCAUAGCAACCGUUUCGUCAGUAUUGGAACUUAUCUCCCUAGUGCCAUGCUCAUUGCCGGAAACUUCACCAUCAUGGCCAUCGCAUUGUGGAUGCGCACUGGCUAUUACCCGGAAUCGAAGCCGGACACCCCAGCGGGCGAAAAAUCCAAGAGUGAAAAGACGUCAAAGACGGGAGCCCAGAAGAUCGAAAAGGCAGUUAAAGUGAAUGAGACUGCCCUUCCAGAGCGUCUCAUGGCUUUGCCAUUGACCCUUGUUACCGGUCUACACCUACUCGGUCUGGUCCCCCUCUGGACCUUCAACAAUAUCUUCCACCAGUAUUUUACAACUGCGACGUACAUCUUUGUCGUCGUGGAUAUCGUUUUGCCAUUAUUUUUGGCGGCACUUCUCUCCAACGGCCUGGGCGUCUCGAAACCCAUAAUACCACAGCAAUACCAUUUGAUCAAAUCCUUUGCUCUUCUGCUACUCGGCCUCUCGCUUUCCACGCUUGCGACCCUCAACUUCUCUCUCUCCUUUAUGAUCGGCCUGCUCUGCGCACCGCUCAGCUUCAUCGGCCGCCUCCAAGGCCCUGCCGCCCUACGAUAUGGCGUUUCUAGCCUGGGACUUGUGCUAUUGAAUCUUCUUUCGCCACCAAUCGUCCUUCUGGGCGUGUGUUGGUAUACCGGCGUUUCCGUGGAGACAGUGCUAACCCAAGCUGCGUUCGGCUGGGAUGUAUGGGGCAUGUGGACUCAAGUCGUGGUGUGGUGCGUGUGGUGGCCAGCCUGGCUGAUUGGAUGUGUCCAACUGGGCUCAUCGAUCUUCUAA